Molecule: messenger RNA, 1404 nt
Organism: Ylistrum balloti
Lineage: Eukaryota; Metazoa; Mollusca; Bivalvia; Pectinida; Pectinidae
Product: acetylcholine receptor subunit alpha-like 2
Exons: 6
Coding region: 1-1404 (467 amino acids)
Biological process (GO): signal transduction; chemical synaptic transmission; monoatomic ion transmembrane transport
Cellular component (GO): neuron projection; membrane; synapse
Molecular function (GO): neurotransmitter receptor activity; extracellular ligand-gated monoatomic ion channel activity; transmembrane signaling receptor activity
Source: RefSeq, a predicted model, not a curated record
AUGGCUAAAAAACAAUGGACAUUACAGCUUGGUUUACUUCUGUUUUUCUGUACUGUCUCCAUAUUUGCUGCAUCAAAAUGGGGGCCUAAAGGGAAAAUGCCCCCGGUAUAUUCCCGUGACCUGGAGACAGCACUAAGGGAUAUACUAUUUGCCAACUACUCUAGACUCCAGCGACCGACAAAGAGAGUCGAUGUCACCGUAUGGUUAACACUUCUUACCAUUAACGACAUGAAUAUCAAGGAUCAGUCACUUUCCUUAUCUGGAUACUUUAAUUUGUUUUGGAGGGACGACCGGCUUAGCUGGUUCAACAUGGCAGAUUACGUAAACGUGCGAUACCUCUUCGCUACACAACAGGAACUAUGGCGACCAACACUUGUAGUUGACAACUCUAUCACCGACCUCUCAGUUAUCAGCAACAACGACAUACCAAUGCGGAUUUUAAAUUUCGGGCUGAUCUACUGGAGACCGGCUGAUAUAUAUGUCGUUGCCUGUGAAUCCGAUAUAACAUACUAUCCUAUGGAUAAGCAGUCUUGUAUUAUUUCCCUUGCGUCCUGGGCAUACACGAGCUAUGAGGUGUCGCUUCGGAUGUCUUCAAAGCAAGUCGUCACAGAUUAUUAUUCCAAGAAUGGGGAGUGGGAGAUGAUAAGUUGCACAGGUGACAAAACCGAAGCAUCAAAAUCAAGAGGAGGUACAUCGUUUUCAAAUCUAAAAUUCACCAUCGUUCUCAGACGGCGACCAUUGUUUCACAUCCUCAAUACAUUAUUCCCGGUUGUAUUGAUGGCAUUUCUCAGCGCAAUGGUGUUCAAACUGCCAGCAGACUCCGGAGAGAAGAUUGGAUUUUCGUUGACUGUCCUUCUGGCAUACACCGUAUAUCUAACGCUAAUUUCGGAAAACAUACCCAGUACUUCAGUCAAUGUGUCCUAUCUGUCGGUUUACCUGUCUAUAACAUUGAGUCUGGGAACUCUUGCAGUGCUUUGUACCAUCCUAGUGUUGCACAUGCAUUAUCGGGAGUCAGACGGACAACCUGUUCCAACCUCCAUCCGGAUGUUUGCUGUAUGUCUGAUGAAGCUGAUAUGCUGGGGAGGAUGUCGUAGAAGGUGUGGAUGUCGUUGUAAAAAGAAGAGUCGUGUGGCCCCUGCGAAAAAUCCCGUCAUAAGUGUGAUUGAGCUCGAAAAUCUUAAAAAGAAAAUACCAGAGAAGAAAAUAGUUCAUGAGGACGAGGACAGUAGUUCUUUUGAAGAAGAUGAAGAAGAAGAAAUCACAUGGACAACUGUGUCAAAGGUCCUGGACAGCUUUUUCUUUAUUUGUUUCGUUGGGUUGAUUAUCAUAUCAUCUAGCGUAUUCUUUAGUGUUAUGGUCGUAGAGUACAUGAAAAUCCAAUCAGAAGAAAAUUUGGCUCUUUAA